This is a messenger RNA of Lethenteron reissneri (Far Eastern brook lamprey), 3431 nucleotides long. RefSeq names its product homeobox protein unc-4 homolog. Gene Ontology annotation, biological process: regulation of DNA-templated transcription. Gene Ontology annotation, molecular function: DNA-binding transcription factor activity, RNA polymerase II-specific; sequence-specific double-stranded DNA binding. The record is from RefSeq and is a predicted model, not a curated record. NCBI's taxonomy places the organism in Eukaryota, Metazoa, Chordata, Hyperoartia, Petromyzontiformes, Petromyzontidae.
GACGGCGCGACCUGUCUGGGCAGUAGCAGCAGCAGCGGCGGUGGUGGUUCCAUAAUCGUUAUCAUCAUUAACAGCAACAGCAGCAGCAAGCAACAGCACAAGACAGAAUAAGUUGAAGCAGCAGCAACAGCAGAAGCAGCAGUGGAAGUAGCAACAGCAGUUUCAGAAGCAUCAGCAUCAGCAGCAUCGAAUGUUCCGCAAUCAUCGUCAGCUGCAGAAGAAAAUUUAAUUACAGCAGCUUCAGCAACAGCAGCAACAUCAGCAGCAGAAGGAGGAACUGCCGUUCCGUUAUCAUCAGCAGCAUCAGCAGCAGAAGCAACAGCAGCGAUAGUAUUGCCAUCAUCACCGUCACUAUAAUCAUCACCAGCAACAACAACAACAGCAUCAUCGGCAGAAGCAACUUCGGUUCCAUCAUCAUAAUCAUCAUCAGCAGCAUCAGUACGCAAUAGCCCAUACUCACCAUCAUAAUCAUCGUCAUAAUCACCAUCAUCAUAGUCAUCAUCAUCGUCACCAGCAGCGGCUGCUGCGCGCGCCCGGCCCGACAAUGCUCCAUCAACACCUUCCUCAUCCGCAUCAUCAUCUCCACCAUCAACACCAUCACCACCACCAUCACCACCACCAUCCCCACCACCAUCCUCACCACCACCAGCAACAGCAACAGCACCACCACCACCAACAACACCUCCAUCAGCAGCAUCAUCACCAGCACCAUCAUCAGCAGCAGCAUCAGCAGCAGCACCAUCAGCAUCAACUUCAGCUUCCCCUGGCCGCGGUCCCGAGCGGGUUUCAGGUCCUGGGGAGCGCGACUGCGCCCGGGUUCGAACCCGCGGGCUUCGGGGUCCGCGGAGGUGGUGACGAGACGGCGAGUGCGGGCUCCACGUGCGCGGGUUCCCCGGACCCCGGUCUGCGCGCCUGCAAGAGGCGUCGAACCCGAACCAACUUCUCCGGCUGGCAGCUGGAGGAGCUGGAGCGCGCGUUCGCGGGUAGCCACUACCCGGACGUGUUCAUGCGCGAGGCGCUGGCGCUUCGCCUCGACCUGCUGGAGUCCCGCGUGCAGGUGUGGUUCCAGAACCGGCGCGCCAAGUGGCGCAAGAAGGAGAACACGCGCAAGGGACCCGGCAGACCGGCGCACAACGCCCACCCGCUCACGUGCAGCGGGGAGCCCAUGGACCCCGCCGAGAUCGCCCGCAGGGAGCGGCAGCGGCGCGACAAGAAGAGGAGAAAGCAGCAGCAGGAGCAGCAGCAGCAGGAGCAGCAGGAGCAGCAGCAGGGGCAGCAGCAGGGGCAACAGCACCAUGGACAGCACCUGCAGCAGCAGGAGCAGCAGCAGCAGGAGCAGCAGGGGUCCACCAGAUCCCCUCGCCACCCAUCCCCACCCGCAGACCCCUCCCCAGGGUGCCGGACCCCCAAGCGCCGAGCCGUGAUCCCAUUCAGCGUGGAGAGCCUCUUGCUGCCCUCGCUGGCUCCGUGCCCGCGCAGGAAGGGGGCGGAGGGCAGGGAAGCGGCCCCGACGACGAGAGGCCUCCUCCUCGUGGAGCAGCCGCUGGGCUUCUUGGUGGAGCAGCUGGAGGAGGCGGCGAUGUACGAGGCGGAAGACCGGGAGGAGGAGGAGGUGGAGGGGGAGGAUUUGGUGGAGGUGGAGGAGGAGGACGACGAGGUGGUGCGGCAGAGACCCCCCGCAGUGGCCGCGACCCCGACCCGGAAUCCGACCCCGACGCUGACAUUUGGAGAAGAUGGGGGGCAGGGGGCGGCGGUGGCGGUGGAGAGUGUUCAGUCGAGUGCGGUUGGCGAAUGAACGCUGUCAUUGCCACAAAUCGUCACCGAGUGCGUCCGCGAGCACAUAGGGGCGUUGGUGACCCACGGGCUAUUGGUGGGAAUUCCACGUUUCUAUGACGAGGGCCAGUAACCUCGUAGGCAGAGCCGUCCCUAGGGUACGGGGGGGGGAGUGGGGGAACCGCCCUGGGCCCCGCGGUUGGGGGGGGGGGGGCGUGCUUCGACUUCACCGGUGUCAGAUCCAAUACUUCCGGUUUAGUUUAAAGGCGUCGGGCCUCAACCCCCCCCCCCCCCUCCCAUAGACGGCUCUGCUCGGAGGACAACCGCUGUCGAGUUUUUGACUAUGAGUGGAGUGAUGGUACUGAAUGUAUCGACCUCCCCCCCGGGAGAGAUGAUGGGCUGAAUAAGUCGACCCUCCGACCGUGCGCAGUUGGACUUCUGUGCUGCAGGUGAACGCUCCAGCGUUCGUGAUUACGUUCAUUCGUUACCAAAGCCCACCGUCUGCCGUUGAGGUGGACGUUAAAGACUUCCGCUUUGUCAUUGCGAGCCACCGUUGUUUGGCUCUUCGCCCGCGCCAACAUUUUGAAUCUAAAUUGAAAGAAAAAUCUAAAUAAUUCUCAAGCAAAAUUUAUAUUUAUUGAAAUUGUGUCCUGUCCGUAGCCAUUCUUAACACUGACACAGCACAGCUUUUAAAAUAAAUAUAUAAUAACAUCGCACGUGCUGGGUGAAUCAUUACCCCGCAGGGUCAAGUCAAUGAAUAUCUCUUUUCCAUUGGCACGUCCAAACCGCGCCAGCACGGUUCCCUCACGGUUCGGGUUAUUUACCCACUGGCUAUUUGCCGAGCUGAUCCGGAAACCCAAACCGGUGAGACUCUGCUCUAUCCACGAAGACACCGGAAAAUCUCGCUCGGGGCCAAGCAAGGCCAGGGGUGUCACGUGGAGCGGCACGGCACGGCACGGCUCGGCUUCUGCAGUGGAAAAAGAGAUAUAAUUGAACAUGGGACGAGGGGCGGUGUGGAUGGGGGGGGGAUCGAUUUCUAAGCCAACGGUGGAAAUUCAAUAUUCCUAUAACGGGGGCGAUGCCGUUUAUCUGUAUACACACUUAUUUGCUUUAAUAUACACGCACGUGCUAUAUACAAUAUUACAAUGCCCUUCAUUUAACCAACUGUGGGGCAAUUUAAAGCACCCUCACUCGCAUCGUUUAUAUUGAAUUAUUUAUAUAGCAACCGUUUUAAAAACACAUAUUUUGAAGUCAAUCAGAGUUCACGAUGUUUACGCGGCUGGUGGUGACGAUGUGUAUCUAGCUCGAUAAGUUUGUUUCGAGAGAGAUGUAAGAAAAAAGUAACCGAUCACGCAACUUUUAGUGAUGUCAUCAGUUAGCCAUAGCCACUUACGCGAUUUGCCAAAGCGUGUGAUGAUGAUGAUAGUGACGGUAAUGAUGAUGGCAAUGAUGAUGAUGAUGAAGACAAAGUUAUGGAUUUCAGAGAUGCUACAGGUGUGUAGGAGGCAAAACAAGAACCCUUGCGAACCACGUAACAGGUUUUUUUUUAAAAUAAGGAUAUUAUAUAUGCAAUUCUAUACGCGUAUACUUUAUUAUGCAUACGGGAACGGAAACACCCCGACGUGUUGUUGCGUGCCGCGUGCGUUUUGAGAGUGGAC